AUGAAUAUUUUAGUGUGCAGUUUUGACGUGUAUGACCUGCAGCACGAGCAGAGCCAGAAGAGGAAGGUGCUGAGCGGAGGGGACAUCCAUGAGUUUGUCUCAAUGGCGUUCUCCACGGACUCCAAGUACUUCAUCGGCCAAUCAGGGGCGCCGGACUACAUCCUCUUCUAUUGGAUGUGGGAGAAGCAGAAGAUCAUGGCCAUGGUGAAGACCACUGUGGCCGCUAACCCAGUCAACCAGGUCAGUUUGAACCCAUACGACAACACCCAGAUCUGUGUGAGUGGGAAUGGGGUCUUCAAGCUGUUCCAGAAGCUGGAGACCCAUAACUUGUUGUCCCACGCCUGGGUGUCUGAGGACAGGGUGAUAGCCGGGACAGAGGCAGGCAGGCUGAUGGUGUUUGAGUCUGGAGACCUGCGAUGGGAUAUGUGUGUGUCCACCAAGACCACCAUGUCACAGGACCCAGAGAGUGCAAAGGGAAAUGAUGAAGAGUCCCUUCCUCAGUUGCCUCGGGUUACAGUCAUCACAGCGUACUCCAAAGGCUUUGCCUGCUUGGCCGGUCCUGGGACUGUGUGUCUGUUUGAGAGAACCGACGAUAAGGACAACUACAGGAAGACCAGGGAGAUAAGGAACCAGGUUAUGCUGGAGCUGAAGAUGCGUGUGGAGGAGAUGAAGAUGGAGAAUGAGUACCAGCUCCGUCUGAACAACGAGGACAUCAAAGAGAUGUCGGCUAAGUUUGUCGAGCAGAUAAGAGUCGCUCAAGACCAGGAGACAGGUGAGACGAGGCUUUGUCAGGAGGAGUCUCGUAUCAAGGGGAGGGAGUUUGAGGAGAGCAGGAAGCAGAUGGAGGAGGAUGGAGACAGGGAGAUCCAGGACAUCAGGAUCCGCUAUGAGAGGUGGUUGAAGGACGAGAGGGAGACCAACAUGCGCAUGAAGGGAGACACCAGCAUCAUGAAGAAGAAGCUGGAGACAUCAUCUUCUCACCCCCACACCUCCCUCCACCAUCACAAGCUCUCAAAAUUUAUGACGACGGUGACUGAUGACAUUUUCCUCCUCUCCCUGCCACGUCUACCCCCUGUCCUCCCCUCCCUCCCUCACACACACACCCACGCACACACACUGCAGUUCAGCAGCCUGCAGAAGAAUAUAGACGACAGGAGCAUGGAGAAAGAGAAGAUGAAGACAGAGCUACUGGCACAUCAGAUGUGUCUGGAGAGAGACAUCCUGGCCCUGAAGAAAGAGAUCCAGGAGAGGGAUGACACCAUCCAGGAUAAGGAGAAAUGCAUAUACGACCUGAAAAAGAAGAACCAGGAGCUGGGGAAAUUUAAGUUUGCUCUGGACUACAAGAUCAAAGAACUGAAGAAACAGAUUGAGCCCAGAGAGAACGACAUCAAGGAGAUGAAAGAGCAGACCCAUGAGAUGGAGCAGGAGCUGGAUACCUUCCACAAGAAGAACGCUCAACAGGAACUGGACAUCGCUGAGCUGAAGCUCAAACUCACCACCACCGACAAGGAGAUGCACAAGGGACUGCAGAAGGUGAGGGAUGUGGAGGCCCUGGUACGUAGGUUCAAGACGGACCUCCAUAACUGUGUGGGAUUCACCCAGGAGCCUAAGAGGUUAAAGGACAGCAUCACAGACCUUUACGGCCGCUAUGUACAGAAGAGUGAUGUGGUGGAUAUAGUUGGUGUGGACGCAGAAGUCCAGAGGGAGUACGCCCGGCACAGAGAGCACCUGGAGAGGAACGUGGCGUCCCUGAAGAGGAAACUGGCCAAAGACGGCGUGGUCCACCAUGCAGACAACGUCAAGAUCAUGCAGGAGAAUGCAACUCUGAUCAAAGAGAUCAACGACCUGAGAAAGGAGUUGCGUCUGGUGCGUUCCCAGGUCCACGACUACAAGAGUCUGAUGAGAAAACAGGGCAAGAAGCAGACCAACACUUUCAAAGCGCUGCUGUCUCCCAGGGCCGACCCCAGUAACAUGGUGGUCCGUCUGAACCAGGAGGGGGACCGUAUCGUUCAGCUGCAGCGCCUGGAGAUUCACAGGCUCAGGGAGGAGAUACACCCUUAUAGACCCCCCUCCACUGCCAAGCUACCCUCCCUCCAAAUCAACUCAUAACCCCCUUCAGACCCCCCUCCACCGCCAAGCUACCCUCCCUCCAAAUCAAUUUAUAACCACCCCCAACCCCUCCAUCCAAACCAAUUUUAAGGGACUUGUAAAUAAAAAGGAAAACAAUUCAUAUUUGAGGGUUAAUAUAACAUAAAUAUAUAUAUAUUUUAAAUGAGAUUGGGAUUUCCAAAAGUGAAUGGAGGGUGUUAUUGGCAGGGUCAAAUCAAAGCAUUGUCAGACUGGAAAUUAUGGAUUUUUUAUGACAAACUAUUAAUUAACAAGAACAAUUGACAUUGUUGUGCAUGCAAAACAGUCUACUCCUAAUGGCUUGUCAGUAGGCUAGCAUAUUUGUGUUUUAUUAAUGCGUGUGCGUGCGUUUUUACGGGACCUGUUUGUCAACUGGUAGGAUAUUCCUUCUUAUUAUCACCAUAAUAAUGGGAAGUGGCAAAAACGGUAAGCCUAUCAUUCUCUAGACUUUAAAAAGUACUGGGAAAAUCUAUCUUGUCUGUCUGCUAGGUGCUAUCCCAACGGCGCACAGCCCCUUCAUGAGAAGUGUUUAUAAUUUAAGGCUGGCGCGCGGGCUUUCCCCAUGGGACGCCAGCGAAAGGUCGCGCGCUGCUCUGUAGCCUACUGAUGCGCUUUCCCCUCCCAACCAGCGUCGCCUCUGCGUGCGGUGACCACACCUGCAACCGGGAAAGUCCGCUAGACCUGCGCACGGUUCAGUGAGCGCGAGAGGCACACACAAUCACCAUCGGAGGCUCCACAUCGGAGAAAGGUAGUCAGAAUGAUGUUGAUUAUUGAGACUAUACUGUUUCAAACCGUCCUUUCACGCACCAAACGCGCGGCAUAUGGUUUGGAUUUGGAAAUACCUCCCGGCGCAGGAACGGAGAUUUGUGGAGUCGUUCGGUUUCGAGGAUGAGUAGCGACUGGGAAUGUGCCAGCACCACGCACAGGUAAACAGCAUAUAGACAGAAUACAAAUGCUAGACAGUGCAUGGAUCCCACACUCGAUUUGAUGAAGCCCAGCCACCUGAAGGUGACUAGGCUAUAUAACUUUCUUGACAUUGUUCCACCUUUUAUAGUUCGGUUCUAGGCUAGCUACUUAUUUGAAUUAUCAAGCAAGAUAAUUUGAGCUGAAUAUAAAUAGCCUAGUUUACUGUCAUAACGUGUCGUGAUCUGUCCUCAUGACAGGUCAUCAUAUGACGGUGUCAUAUAGCAUUAUGACAGUGUUACGUUUGGCAGCCAUAGGUAAUGUGUUGCUGUAUGUUUGUUGUAACCAUGUCACCAUACUGUUGAGACAAUCAUCCCAUAGAGCCAGAGUAGGCUACAUUGGAGAGUUUAGCUCACUGCAGUUGCCACAUUGAAUACAAAUGGCCCGUUGUAUUUUCUUAAAGCCUCCAAGCAUAUUUUCUGAUAGAUAUCUCCCAUGAAAGGACAGUGAAGCUCGUAAUUUUAGAAUUUGUCAACAUUUAGUGGGAAAUUGGUCACUCACUUGGUCCACCCCCCCAUGAAGGUAUUCAUUUCCAGAAGUUUGAUCGUGGUUAUUGGCUGUUUGACUGAAGUUUUCAUUCAUAUUUUCGAGCCUGACUUGACCCUUGACCAUAAGAGAUAUUAAACAUUGCAUAAAAAAAAAAGUCAUGUAUUUAAAAACCAAAACAUACUCCUGACUAUUCUUACAUCCAUCAUGCAAAUAACACAAUUAUAGUUUAAUCUAUUUUCAGACACAUUUUUGUGAAGCUGUAAGACUGGAAUAGCUGAAUAAAUAUGAACCUUUUAUUGCCAGACAGAAUGGGUGUAACAGGUUUUGUGGAGGACUGAACUGUCCAGUUUUUUUUAUUUAUUCAGGCCAACCAGGAUUUCCUAUACUGUAACUAGUUCCUGCCAAUAUCACACCUUAAGUUUUGGACCCAAGUGUUAGUGUUGGCCUCUAAACACUGUUGUAGCUAUUUCCACUUGUAUAUAUCAUACAAAACAAAAGUCAGUGAUGUUGUGAAAAAUCCAUCUAGCCUAUACUUGUGUAACAGUAAAUAACUAUACCUAGGAGUGACCUCUCCAUUGUCGUUCCCUGCUAUCUCAUGAUCAAUAUACAUAACAUAGUCUCACCAAUAAACUAAAAGGCGAGUGAGGGAACGAGGGAUGGAGUGAGUGUGUGAGUAAGCGCAUGCAUGUGUGUGCCAGCGGAGGCUGGUGAGGGGAGGAUGGCUCAUAAUAAUGCCAGGAAACCAUGUGUUUGAUGUAUUUGAGAGAGUGCAGGAGAGAGGGUGAGUGUGUGUGAGAGAGAGACAGAAGGUGAGAGAGCGAGAGUGUGGAACCCAGCCCUGUGAGGAUCAGGUUCUAUCUGGAACCCAGCCACGUGAGGAUCAGGUUCUAUCUGGAACCCAGCCCCGUGAGGAUCAGGUUCUAUCUGGAAUCCAGGCUCCUGUUUCUCACAGAGCAGGGAUGUUUGAAUAUGUUGAAGGCCGCCUCUGAGCCCAUACAAUAAAAAAAAAUAA
Oncorhynchus mykiss (rainbow trout) is the source of this 4591-nucleotide messenger RNA. The record is from RefSeq and is a predicted model, not a curated record. NCBI's taxonomy places the organism in Eukaryota, Metazoa, Chordata, Actinopteri, Salmoniformes, Salmonidae.